This is a messenger RNA of Panicum virgatum (switchgrass), 3522 nucleotides long. RefSeq names its product protein Rf1, mitochondrial-like. The transcript has 3 exons. NCBI's taxonomy places the organism in Eukaryota, Viridiplantae, Streptophyta, Magnoliopsida, Poales, Poaceae. The coding region runs from base 92 to 2797 and encodes 901 amino acids. Gene Ontology annotation, molecular function: protein binding. The record is from RefSeq and is a predicted model, not a curated record.
AUAUAUAACGCUGUCAGAGAUCAGGCUUGGGCCUUGAGCUUCGAAAUUAAUCAGCAAAGAAAAGGGCAGAGGCCCGCCAUCAUUCACACCCAUGGGCCAUGGCGUCGCCUCGGCAACUCCAUCUCUUUCUUUCUGCACACUCUCUUUCCGUUCCUCCUCGCUGCCUCUGUUCGUCACGAUGGCCACCGCCCGGCGUCACCUGACGCCCACCGCCCCAACCAACCAUCCAACGCAUAAACCGCUGCCGCGGGAGCCGCCGGUAGCAUUCCAAUUCCAUCCCUCGCCCACUCCACGCCGCAGCACGCGCUCCUCCGCCCCCACCGAUCGAGCAACCACGCCCGAGCCGGAGGCCGAUGCACGGCCGCCUGUCCGCCUCUCAGCGGGGCUGCUAGCAGUGCUGCGACCCAUCGGCAUGUCCCACCGCCUGCGCGACCGAUGCUUGGAGCUGGAGCGCGUCAUCACCGGCCGCUUCCACUCGGGAAGCCUCGGCCUCGACGACGCCGUCAAGCUGUUCGACGAAUUGCUCCAGGUCGCCAGGCCCGCCUCGGUUCACGCCAUCAACCUGAUCCUCACCGCCGUCUCUCGCGCCCAGGGAAGGGGCUCCUCAACCUCUGCGCUCGUAGUAUCCCUCUUCAACCGGAUGGUCCGUGCCUCCGCAAAUAAGGUAGCUGUAGCUCCCAACCUGUGCACCUACGGCAUCAUCAUCUGCAGCUUCUGUAGCGUGGGCCACCUUGAGCUCAGUUUUGCUGCCUUAGGUCUCGUCCUUAAGACGGGUCUUAGGGUGAAUGCCAGAGUCAUCAAUCCGCUUCUCAAAGGUCUCUGUGAUGCAAAGAGGGUGGGUGAGGCCACGGAGAUAUUGAGCCGACGAAUGCCCGAGUUUGGCUGUAUGCCAAAUGUAUUUUCAUACAACAUAUUUCUAAAGGGUUUAUGCGACGAAAAGAGAGUUGACGAGGCACUUGAGUUGCUCCGCAUGAUGGCCGAUGAUGGAGGUGGUAGUUGCCCACCAAAUGUUGUGUCGUACAGCACCAUCAUCAAUGGCUUAUUUAGAGAUGGCCAUGUGGACAGAGCUUACAACCUAUUUCAUGAAAUGGAUAGCCGGGGGAUUUUUCCGACUGUUGUGACCUACAACACAGUCAUUGAUGGCCUGUGCAAAGCUCAAGCGCUUGAUAGGGCCGACGGCAUCCUUCAACAGAUGAUUCAUAAAGGUGUCAAGCCAAACAUUCAAACAUAUAAUUGUCUGAUCCAUGGAUAUUGCUCUUCAGGACAGGGGAAAAAGGUGGUUCGAAUGCUCAAAGAAAUGUCCGCACAUGGUCAUGGGCCUAAUAUUGUCACUUGUAAUUUGCUGCUGGACUAUCAUUGCAAGAACGGAAGAUGCACAGAGGCUAGAAAGAUUUUUGAUUAUAUGAUUGAAAAGGGCAUAAAACCUGAUGCAACAAUAUAUAACACUCUGCUCAAUGGGUAUGCUACCAAAGGAGCUCUUUCUGAUAUCCAUGGUCUCUUGGAUUUGAUGGCAGGAAAUGGUAUUUCACCUGAUCAUCACACCUUCAAUAUAAUUCUCUGUGCGUAUGCUAAAGGUGGUAUGAUAAACGAGGCAAUGCAUAUCUUUGACCGAAUCAGGCAGCAUGGGUUGAGUCCUGAUAAAGUCAACUAUGGAGCAUUGAUAGAUGCACUUUGCAAGUUGGGAAGAGUGGAUGAGGCGAUGCUUAAAUUCAAUCAGAUGAUCAAUGAAGGGGUCACUCCUGAUAUCGUUGUUUUUAGCUCACUAGUUUGUGGACUAUGCACUGUUGGCAAAUGGGAGAAGGCUGAGGAAUUAUUUUCUGAAAUGCUGAAUAAGGGUGUGCAUCCUAAUUCCAUGUUCUUCACCCCUAUAAUGUGUAACUUUUGCAGAGAAGGACGGGUCACGGAAGCCCAGAGUCUACUUGACUUGAUGGUACGUGUAGGUGUGAUGCCUGAUGUUAUCUCAUAUAAUACAUUAAUUGAUGGCUACUGCUUAGCUGGUAGGAUGAAGGAGGCUAUGAAGUUACUUGAUGAUAUGGUCCGAGUUGGCUUGAAACCAAAUGCCAUUUCUUAUAGUACUUUGCUUCAUGGCUACUGUAGAGCUGGCAGGAUAGAUGAUGCAAUUAGACUAUUCAGAGAAAUGUUAAGCAAUAAAGUUAGGCCUGAAAUUGUCAGUUAUACCAUCGUACUUCAGGGUUUAUUUCAGUCUAGGAAGUUUUCUGAAGCAAAAGAAUUCUAUCUCAAUAUGAUCAAAAGUGGAAUGCAGUUGGACAUUUACACGUACAACAUAAUUCUGAAUGGUCUUUGCAAAAAAAAAUGUGUUGAUGAGGCAUGUGAAAUAUUCCAGAGUCUAUGUUCUAAGGAUUUUCAACUUCACAUCUUUACCUUCAACAUUAUGAUUGAUGCUUUGCUUAAAAGUGGCAGAAAGGAAGAUGCAAUGGAUACGUUCACUGCUAUCUCUACCCAUGGUUUAGUCCCAGAUGUUGUGACCUAUCGCUUAAUGAUAGAAAAUCUCAUAAAUGAAGGGUUGCUAGAAGAGUCUGACAAUCUAUUUUUAGCAAUGGAAAAGAGUGGAUGCACUCCAAACUCACAUAUGCUAAAUGCUCUAGUUAGGAGGCUGUUGUAUAUAGGUGAUAUAAUGAGGGCUGGGUCUUAUCUCUCCAAAAUGGAUGAGAUGAACUUCUUACUUGAGGCAUCCACUACUUCCUUGCUAAUAUCAGUUUUCUCGAGGGAGGAACAUCAGCACCAUGCAAAGUCCCUGCCUGAAAAGUAUCAUUUUCUUAAGGAGAUCAAGAAAUGAGGAUUUUCUUCAGAGGAAUUGGAUCCUCAACUGUGUCCCUGCCUGCACCAGUGUCAUUUGUCGAUAUUGUACCACAAAGUCUGUAUAAAACAUGGAUUUUUUAGUCCGAAAACUAUUUUCUAGGUGCGGGCUGCUAUCAAAGUUAAAGCUUCUGUCAUCAUUUGCUUCAACUCUUCUGGACAUGCUGCAAGGUUAAUCUCCAUGUACAGGCCCUCCAUGCCUGUUCUAUCUGUGGUCAUUACCCAUCUAAAGACAAACCAACUGAGGUGGAGUUUCACUGGUGCACUUGAAGCUGAAUCUACCAGUUCUACAAAUGAAUCAGUUCUGAAGGUUUCUCUUGACCAUGGCAUAGCUUCUGGAGUUCUGGUGUAAUCAAGUCCCAUGAUCGUGUUGUCGUUUGCCAGGUGGGAAAUUCAUCAGUUGUGAAGAUUAUCAAGCUGGAUGAUUAGACAAGCAGCCGUGCCUAUGCUUGUCUACUAAGGCAAGUUUUGCUGAUUUUUUAGUAGGCCUAAACUUGCUGGCUUUUGUUCCAAUAGCUUUGCAAAAUGAGCAGUUUUUCCUAUGGUGUCAUUAUAGGAUUUGCUUUGCAAUUUAAAACUCCUAUACGGUGCAGUUUGGAAGUUGUCAGAUUAUACCACCUAAGUGGCAGAUGGAAUAAUGAAAUCAUACUGUACCCUUUAGUUGGGAGACAGGUUAUCGAUAUGCUGACCUGUUUCUUAUACUUC